CAAAAUCUAGCUAGCAUUGCAAUUUGAAGCUAAAAAGAAAACUUAUGGGAAUCAAUAUUCCAAAUGAAUCUGAAACAGAGAAUCAUCGUCAUCAUCCACUGUUACAGUCACAACUUGAACAAAACAACACCAACAAUUCUUUGAUCCAACAAACAUAUUUGGAAUCAAAGAAACUAUGGCACAUUGCUGCUCCUUCCAUCUUCAGCCGUCUAACUAUGUUCUCCAUCACCGUCGUCACUCAAUCUUUCGCCGGUCAUCUCAACGAUCUUGACCUUGCCGCCAUUUCCAUUGCUUGCACUCUCCUCAUCGCCAUCACUUUCGGCUUCUUGCUUGGAAUGGCGAGUGCACUUGAGACCCUUUGCGGCCAAGCUUAUGGAGCAGGACAGUACCACAUGUUGGGUGUUCAUCUACAACGUUCUUGGGUUGUUUUGUUCUUGUCUUCAAUUUUGUUGCUACCCAUGUUUGUGUUCGCCACACCUAUUUUGAAGUUAAUAGGACAACCUAUUGCAGUUGCCGAACAAGCGGGUUUGGUUGCAAUUUGGUUGAUUCCAUUUCAUUUGAGUUUCCCAUUUCAAUUCACGCUGCAAAGAUUCUUGCAGUGCCAGCUGAAAACCGCGAUUAUAGCUUGGGUUUCGGGGGGAGCACUUGUGAUUCAUGUGAUAGUGAGUUGGAUUUUUGUUUAUAAGAUGAGAAUUGGUAUUGUUGGGAUUGCUCUUACUAUUGAUUUCUCUUGGUGGCUCUCAGUUAUAGGAAUGCUUGUGUAUACACUCUUUGGUUGGUGUCCACAUUCUUGGACUGGUUUUUCUGUUGAAGCUUUUGCUGGUUUAUGGGAUUUCUUUAAACUCUCUUUGGCUUCUGGUGUAAUGCUUGCGUUAGAGAACUUCUAUUACAGAAUGUUGCUUAUAAUGUCUGGUUAUAUGUACAACUCUGAUGUUGCAAUUGAUGCUCUUUCUGUUUGUGUAACUAUUUAUGGUUGGGAAUCCAUGAUACCACUUGGUUUUCUGGCUGCGACCGGGGUGCGAGUAGCAAACGAGCUUGGCGCAGGCAAUGCAAAAGGAGCGAAAUUUGCGACAAUGGUUUCAGUGGUAAAUACUGUACUGGUCGGUUUCAUAUUUUGGUUGAUAAUCGUUGUCUUCAAUGAGAAGCUUGCUUUGAUCUUUACAUCAAACUUAUCUGUAAUCAAAAUCGUCAAUGAGUUAUCAAUAUUGUUGGCUUUUACCAUUCUUCUUAAUUGUAUUCAACCUGUUCUUUCAGGCGUAGCAAUUGGAUCUGGCCGGCAAGCAGUAGUGGCUUAUAUAAACAUCGCCAGUUACUACUUGGUCGGAAUACCUCUUGGGAUUCUCCUAGGCUGGUUACUACCUUCCGGCAUUGUGGGUAUGUGGACUGGAAUGAUGAGCGGAACGGUUGUUCAAACAUUGAUCUUGGCUAUUAUUACUUCGAGAUACGACUGGGAAAGAGAGUAUGAUUGCUAUCUUGUUUUUAGGUAUGGAAAGCGCAGAUUAUUGUUAAGGACGACGCACCAUCCAACCUAAUCAUGUUAUAGUUAGACUAAUGAAAGUAGUAGUAAUUAUGACAAAAAUGCCAAUACAAGCCUAAUCAUGUCUUUCUUAAAGAGAAAAAGUGAAACUCAAAUUGUGCUACAAGAGCAAAAAAAUGAGGUUAUCAUUUGAGUAUAAUUUGGCAAGAUUUGUUAGUUGGAUUUUAGGAUUAUAUUCAACUUCUAAAUCCCUACAAUCUACCAAUAUUAAUCAGAGUGGUUGUUGUGAUAAUAAAUAACCAUCUUCUUUAUAUUGAAAAUGUAAAAUAUCAUAGGAAUUUUUUAAUAAAUCUUUAAGAAUAUUUGAAUAUGGUUAUCAUUAUAUCCUUACAUGUAUGUAUCU
Messenger RNA from Trifolium pratense (red clover), 1880 nucleotides. RefSeq names its product protein DETOXIFICATION 27-like. Gene Ontology annotation, biological process: xenobiotic detoxification by transmembrane export across the plasma membrane. The record is from RefSeq and is a predicted model, not a curated record. Gene Ontology annotation, cellular component: membrane. Gene Ontology annotation, molecular function: antiporter activity; xenobiotic transmembrane transporter activity. The transcript is spliced from 8 exons. NCBI's taxonomy places the organism in Eukaryota, Viridiplantae, Streptophyta, Magnoliopsida, Fabales, Fabaceae. Bases 45 to 1532 code for a protein of 495 amino acids.